AGAAACCACUAAUAGAAGAUGUAGAGUCGAAGAACAAACUUCAUUCGCUCAAAAUUCCUGAUAUACCUAAACAAAAAACAAACGAUCAGGGAAUGAAUUGGAAUGAAUAUCAAAACUUGGACGUUAUCUACACGUGGAUGGACAGUUUGGAAUACAAUUAUCCUUCACUCUGCAGCGUUAUACCUAUCGGAAUAACAAUAGAAGGUCGGACGAUGAAAAUAUUGAAGAUUUCCAACAGCGACGUUCAGAACGAACCAGUCUGGAUAGACGCCGGUAUCCACGGCAGGGAGUGGAUAGCGCCCGCUGUCAACACUUUCAUUGCUAAUUAUAUUGUGCACAAUUUUAAAAGCCUUCCGUCAUGUUUUACUAACAAGGACUGGUAUUUUCUGCCGGUUGCAAAUCCUGACGGAUACGAUUAUUCGCACAAAGUUGAUCGCAUGUGGAGGAAAAAUCGAGCGGCGUACGGCGGCGAAAUAUCCGGCGUUGACUUAAACAGGAAUUUCAGCUUUGGUUGGGGAGGUAGACAUUCAUCAACUGAUCCUUCGAGUGCGUUCUUUCGAGGUCGAGAGCCAUUUUCAGAGCCGGAAAGCACAGCUAUGAAAGAUAUUCUUAUGAAUUCCGGGAUCAAGUUCAAAGUAUACGUUACGUUACACAGCUUCGGACAAGUGAUCGUCUUCCCGUUCGGGUAUAGAGAUGAGCUUUGUCCUGAUUACAUGCGACUGCUUCAAGGUGCUACUGCUAUGUCCAAGGCUAUAUUUCGAUCUACUGGGAACGUUUAUAAAGUAGGAAUAUCAAGGGACGUGAUGUACGGCGCUUCGGGAACGAGUACUGAUUGGAGCUAUGGUGCAGCAAAAAUACCUUACUGCUAUUUGAUAGAACUAAGAAGCAAAGAACACAAAUUCGAACUACCCAAAGAAGAAAUCAAAGAGAAUUGCAAAGAAGUUUUGCAUUGUAUUUAUGCUUUGAUGGACUUCGUAGACAAUAAUCCUGUUGAUAAUGAAAAUACAAAUUUGACCCCAGUUCCAAGUUAG
Molecule: messenger RNA, 1031 nt
Organism: Papilio machaon (common yellow swallowtail)
Lineage: Eukaryota; Metazoa; Arthropoda; Insecta; Lepidoptera; Papilionidae
Product: carboxypeptidase B-like
Exons: 7
Coding region: 93-1031 (312 amino acids)
Biological process (GO): proteolysis
Molecular function (GO): metallocarboxypeptidase activity; zinc ion binding
Source: RefSeq, a predicted model, not a curated record